Molecule: messenger RNA, 2013 nt
Organism: Cladophialophora bantiana CBS 173.52
Lineage: Eukaryota; Fungi; Ascomycota; Eurotiomycetes; Chaetothyriales; Herpotrichiellaceae
Exons: 2
Coding region: 1-2013 (670 amino acids)
Biological process (GO): nucleolar large rRNA transcription by RNA polymerase I; RNA polymerase I preinitiation complex assembly
Cellular component (GO): RNA polymerase transcription factor SL1 complex; RNA polymerase I core factor complex
Molecular function (GO): RNA polymerase I core promoter sequence-specific DNA binding
Source: RefSeq, a predicted model, not a curated record
AUGGAUGGAGAAGAGUGUGCCGAAUGUGGCUCGACGGAUUUUCACGAUGAAGAUGGUAGAAUCUUCUGUGCGGGGGGACACGACCAAGGUCGGGGACUUGCAACUGCCGCGGACGACGCAGAUUUUGGGCGCCAGGGCACUGUGGUGAGGAAGAAGGAGGUCAAACGGAAGCAAAAGAUAUCCAAAGGUAUGCAACGGCAAGUGACUCGGAAUGUCAUCCACGAAGCCCUUCAGCGUCAGACCAGAUAUUUGCUCAUGAAAGUCGAACAGUACUUCGUGGGACCAAGGCGUACCAACUCUUUCUUCAAUCAUGGCAAUUUAUCCUAUGGAAGCAAUGCUACGCCCUCGUCCAUCAAAAAGGACUACCGCCAGAAUUAUGGGUAUGUCAUAACACAGGCUAUAAGUUCUGUGGACUGCCACCGUUCUGUGCAUUUCUCUCUAACAAUAACCCAGGCAAUUGUGCGGGACUUGUGGACAUUGUGGCUCUCGAAGCUAGAACAUCGGCUCGGUGAUAGCCUCGCAGAUACAAAGGACAAAGAGGACACGACCGCAAGCUCUGGUAAUGAGACGGACAUCGACCCCGAUGUCGAUGAGAAGGAUGAGCCUCUCAGGAGGACUAAGUCAGCACACAGCUAUCCUACACUCGUUGAUACGAUAGCCAUGAAUUAUCUGGGGAUCGUCAUGCUAAGAAGGCCGAUUGGACUGGCUAAAAUCCUGAAAUGGAUAGUUGAAGAAGACAUUCCAUUCAUCCGCGCGAUCAGACAUGUCCCGCAGGACAUGAAAGACCGCCUGCCGGGAGAGUAUCACCAGGCAUUGGAUACAAUGCACCUGUUGGGACCUGAUGACCUUCAAAAAGCUGUUUAUCAUCGCGCGAGAUGGUACGAUACCUCCUUUGACAUGAUAAUGCCACCGAUCAACCGGAAUCUCAUCCUUUUCAGCUACAUUCGUCAACUCGCUCUGCCACUCGAGGUCUACAGCGCCGCUCUCCGGCUAAACAUCGUUACAAAGUAUGAUUUUUGCUACGCUGACCCUACAAAGUCAUCGCAGACAACAAGGCGUCAGCCAACAACGUAUCCAGAGAGCCAACUCAUCGCUCUCGUCGUUGUUGCCACAAAGUUUCUCUUCCCGUUCGACUCGGAGACCGUGAAGCGCUAUCCACAAGAUCCUAAUGAUCCAACGACGCUGCAUGUGAAUUGGCCGGCCUGGCUGGAAGCCAAAGCGAACUUUAACAAGCAGACCGCGGCUGGCGACGACCACAAUGCCCUCAAACCAGGCUCUGAAAUUCACGUUACCGACAACGACGUUCUCGACAUGACGGACCAACAACUGGACCAAUACAUGGACUGGUACCAACAGACGUGGAUCACAGGGAAACAUGCCGCGCAUUCAGAUCAAGCAAAAGAACAAGGCAUCGAGAAGGAUAUCCUCGACAUGUUCCCCCUUCACGACGUCCCUGAGCGCGUAAAGACACUGGCAGAGAACAGGAAGGCCGACGAGGAAGAGGAUUCCCGACUCCGUGCGCGAAUUGUCGAGGUCCAGUCCUCUCUGAAGUCACGACGAGCCAUUUCUCUCGAAGAGGAGAGUGAGCGCGGCUUGGACAUUCUCCGCCCUGGGUCUCGAUACCCGCGAUACCCCAAGAUCGAGGACCUAGACAGGGAGCCAGAUGGUGGGGCCGUGGUGAAGGCGUUCCACGAAGAAGCGGCCGAGACGGCUUGUUUGAGCGUCAAGGCUCUCUUGCUCGCCGUGAACCGCACCGAGGAGAAAGUAGAACAGUGGCUUGUGGAUAGGAGACGGGAAGAGGUGUUUGGCGAAGGAAUGGACCCGGGUAAAGGUGAAGGUGGUGGCGGCAACGGAGCACCCCUAGAUGCCGAUGAAGACAUGGACUUCCACCCGGAGACGAGUCCUCCCGGGAAGCUGGCGAGAGAGAUGGAGGGCUUGGAAAUUGGGCAGUCACCCAAUGUCGAAGAGAGCCUCGAAGAAGUAGUUGACACGGAAAUGUCCCUAUACUCGUGA